AUGUCGAUGCUUCUUCUCUUGACUGACUCUUCGGCUAUCCGACUCCAUUUGCUUCUCUUCGCUCUCCUCCUCUUUUUGAUUUUCUUGCCCUCAGUAAGAAGUGGUGUGGGUGCUUCUGAAAACCAUUGUCUCAAUCUGUCUGGCACUUGCAGAAGAGACAUCUGCAGAUCAGUUGAGGAUGAAAUUGGAUCCUGCCGAAGAAGGUGGAAAUGCUGUAGAAUCUGGUGGAUUCUGGUACCAGUUCCAACGCCACUUGUCAUCUCAGACUAUCAAGAACCACUUAAGCACAGAUUGAAAUGAAACCAGGAAAAGUAUUGAAAGGAAAG
Loxodonta africana (African savanna elephant) is the source of this 326-nucleotide messenger RNA. RefSeq names its product beta-defensin 109-like. The record is from RefSeq and is a predicted model, not a curated record. Gene Ontology annotation, biological process: defense response to bacterium; cell chemotaxis. The transcript has 2 exons. Gene Ontology annotation, cellular component: extracellular region. Bases 1 to 300 code for a protein of 99 amino acids. NCBI's taxonomy places the organism in Eukaryota, Metazoa, Chordata, Mammalia, Proboscidea, Elephantidae. Gene Ontology annotation, molecular function: CCR6 chemokine receptor binding; chemoattractant activity.